ACCUGUCUAGUUUUCAAUUCUUUUUCGAGCCCCUCUCUCACUUUUUUUUUUCUUUCGAGGAACACAAGAAACAAAGUUAUUGAUCUUCUUGUUUCUCAAGAUUUCUUCUGUCUUUGUUUGACCUUUUUUGUUCCGACAAAGACGGUAAAAAAUGGACAGACGACGUCGGAGACAGGGCAAGGCCAAAGCGUCGUGUUCCGAAGCAGAAGUGAGUAGCAUAGAAUGGGAAGCUGUGAAGAUGACGGAGGAAGAAGAAGAUCUCAUUUAUCGGAUGUAUAAACUCGUCGGAGACAGGUGGGAAUUGAUAGCCGGGAGGAUUCCGGGACGAACACCGGAGGAGAUAGAAAGAUAUUGGCUUAUGAAACAUGGUGUUGUUUUUGCCAACAGACGAAGAGAUUUUGUUAGGAGAUGAUUUUCUUUUGUUAUAAAAGUAUUCUUUUUUCCUCUCUUUAGAAAAAAGGGAAAAAGUAGUUGUCCUUUGAAUUACUAUUUUGGAAUAUGUAUAAUUAUCUAUAAUAUAUAUUGCUUAGGAGCUUCAAUUUCUAAAUAUCGAUUCUAUAAACUAUGCUACGUGCGAAAGAGAAUGUAGUACGUAUAUAUGAUAAUAAUCACGUUACCCGUAA
Messenger RNA from Raphanus sativus (radish), 623 nucleotides. Its product is annotated as transcription factor CPC-like. The transcript has 3 exons. The record is from RefSeq and is a predicted model, not a curated record. Gene Ontology annotation, biological process: cell differentiation. Gene Ontology annotation, molecular function: transcription cis-regulatory region binding. Gene Ontology annotation, cellular component: nucleus. Lineage: Eukaryota; Viridiplantae; Streptophyta; Magnoliopsida; Brassicales; Brassicaceae. Bases 152 to 412 code for a protein of 86 amino acids.